This is a messenger RNA of Paramacrobiotus metropolitanus, 1843 nucleotides long. RefSeq names its product PRKCA-binding protein-like. The transcript is spliced from 10 exons. Gene Ontology annotation, molecular function: protein domain specific binding; phospholipid binding; protein kinase C binding. Gene Ontology annotation, biological process: regulation of Arp2/3 complex-mediated actin nucleation; positive regulation of receptor internalization; intracellular protein transport. Bases 236 to 1624 code for a protein of 462 amino acids. NCBI's taxonomy places the organism in Eukaryota, Metazoa, Tardigrada, Eutardigrada, Parachela, Macrobiotidae. The record is from RefSeq and is a predicted model, not a curated record. Gene Ontology annotation, cellular component: synaptic vesicle; postsynaptic density; postsynaptic early endosome.
GAGGUUAAUGGCACAAGGAACUUAUCAAUAAAAAUGGAACUUCGUAAACAUUUACUGACAAGUCAAAAAUAAAUACUGUGUUAGUGAUGCUGACAUUUUGAUGAGGAAUAAUAGCAUAAGUGAUAAGCAUGUUGCCAGGUUUCUCUUUAGUCGCUGUUCGCAUGGGUCCCCCGAUUUCUCAGUUGUAGGUGUAGCAUAAUAUCCCGUGAUAUGUUUGUGUUUUGGGACAAUUUCAAUGAAUAGGAAUUGGGUUCUUGAAGCAGCAAUGGCAGGGGUUACGCCGUAUGGUAUAUACGGACUUUAUCCUGGCAAUCAGUAUGGUAAUGGUUCCUUUGACGGUCCUCCGCGUCGCUAUGUGGUACGCUCCCAUUCGAGCUCAGACGAAGACACCCCGCGACGUCGUCGUGGAGGUUAUGGUUACGAAGACACCAUGGGACUGAAAAUCACUUCCGGGAAGCUAGUGCUAACCAAAGAUGAUAGAAAUAUGGUCGGAAUCUCCAUUGGAGGAGGCUACCCGAAUUGCCCUUGCGUUUACGUAGUCCAGAUAUUUGAUGGAACACCAGCAGCAAAAGAUGGGAUACUGGAGUCUGGAGAUGAGAUCACUGCAGUUAAUAAUAAACCCGUCAAAGGAAAGACCAAAAAUGAAGUUGUUCGCGCCAUUCAAAACAGCCCUAAAGAAGUUAUUCUUAGUUACAACAAACUGCACGCGGAACAGGAACAGGGAAAUUCCUUGGAUAUUGUUUUGAAGAAAGUUAAGCACCGGAUUGUGGAGCAUAUGAGCAGUUCCACUGCAGACUCGUUGGGCUUGAGUCGUGCUAUCUUGUGUAACGAUACGCUGGUUAAAAAGCUUCAGGAACUGGAACGAAAUGCUGACCUUUACCGUGGGUUAAUUAUGCACAUUCAAUCCCUGAUGAAACAUUAUUUCGAGCUUUUUCGCGUGCAUAAACAAUUGGGGGAUGUUUUUUCUGAAAUUGCGGUGCGAGAAUCCUUGGAAAGAGCUAACAAUGCUUUCCAUAAAUAUGGAGAGACCCAUCGGAACAUGGCCAAAACGGGUGUCAAAAUGUUGAAAAUUUUGAAACCGAUUCUGGCUGAUUUGGGUACGUUCCUUAAUAAGGCCAUUCCGGAUACCGAAUUGACCGUUCAAAAAUAUGCAGACGCGAAAUUUGAAUAUCUGUCAUACUGCCUUAAAGUUAAGGAAAUGGAUGAUGAAGAGGUGACGUUCAAUCAGUUACAAGAAUCAUUGUAUCGUGUGGAGACUGGCAACUACGAGUAUCGGCUCGUACUGCGUUGUCGCCAGCUUGCGCGCAGCAAGUUCUCUAAAUUGCGCUCGGAUGUAUCCAUUAAAUUGGAUCUUCUCGACCGAAAGCACAUUGAAGACAUUUUAUUCCAAUUGCAACGUUUUGUUGCGGCGCUGUGUCGGUACAACGAAGAAGCUGCCAAAGAAAUUAAGGGCCUGAUUGGUUUAUUUCCGGUGGAGAUGGAUCUGAAGGAAGAUGUCUUUCAGUACAAGCAAAAUCCGUUUCACCGAUUUGAUUCUGAUGAUCUCGAGGAAGGCGCAAGAUCUGCUGUCCCGACAAGUGAGGCUCCUGCGCUGGACACAAAUAUUAUUGAUCUCGAUCACUGACUGUUUUGUUUGAGUAUGAAUGGUUUUGCAAAGUGAAUUUUAGCUUCUUGUGUGUGGCUGCCAUAAACCAUAAAUGGCUGUCUUUUUUUACCUGUGUUUGUAAAUGAUCUCGGCUUGUGACAGUGGUGAGUUGUAAGUUAUGUCAUUACUCAUUAGUAUGACUGGAAAGUUUGUAACAACUGGUAAAACUGAUAAAUUAAACGGUUUCGAGAAGAAUAA